Exserohilum turcica Et28A is the source of this 1395-nucleotide messenger RNA. RefSeq lists its product as uncharacterized. Lineage: Eukaryota; Fungi; Ascomycota; Dothideomycetes; Pleosporales; Pleosporaceae. The transcript has a single exon. Gene Ontology annotation, biological process: alkaloid metabolic process. Gene Ontology annotation, molecular function: prenyltransferase activity. The record is from RefSeq and is a predicted model, not a curated record. Bases 1 to 1395 code for a protein of 464 amino acids.
AUGACUGAAGCAUGGAAGGCAUUGGAGCAGUGCCUACCCCCUAGGGACAGCAACAGCGACACAUGGUGGCAGCUCACAGGCCGUCAUCUAGCUACGAUUUUGGAUGCGGCAGGGUAUCCGGUCGAGAAGCAAUAUGAGGCAUUACUGUUCCACUAUCAUUGGACGGUACCGUACAUGGGUCGCGCCCCCGGGCAGCCACAGCGUUCCCCGUCUGAAGUGGCUUGGAAAUCGCUCUUGGCCCUGGACGGCACGCCAAUAGAAUACUCUUGGAAAUGGAACACUGCCGAGGAUGGCUCUUUACCCAAUGUACGCUACGUGGUAGAGCCUAUUGGACGCGAUGCAGGCACCGAGCUAGAUCCGUUGAACCAGCAGGCGUCGCGUGAGCUGCUCUUCAAGCUCAAAAGGAUUCUGCCGGGCAUGGACAAUACUUGGGCAUGCCACUUUUUUGCGACGCUGUUCGACCACGACCACGCCGUGUUCAUGACCGAGGCUGCGCGUGGGGGUCAUUUGGGUACUAGCGUGCAGCUUGCGGUUGAAUUCCACGACAAAGCAACGGCUAUCAAGUCGUACUUCUUCCCUCGCAAGUAUGGCCAGGCUGGCCUGAUGCCGCUUGAGCAGUGGAGAAUGUGCGUAGACGAGCUGAAAGCGGGGCACAAAUCCGACUCCGGGGCUCCAGCAGCUGCCUUCUCGACACCGGCGCGCACUGCCGUCGACCAGUUCCUCAGUACCAGCCCGUACGGCCAGAAGCUCACGCCCAUUUCGCUGGCCGUCGACAAUGUCACACCGGAAGCUUCACGUCUCAAGUGGUACUUCCACACGACGCAGACGAGUUUUGCGUCAGUGCGUCAUAUCAUGACACUCGACGGCGCCAUUGCUUCGCCCAAGGUCGAUCAGCUUCUCGAUCAGCUUGCCUCACUUGUGAAUGUCGUCAAUGGGCUCGAAGACAAGUUUCCCGAAGACGCGGAGGUGCCUGCCGGGUCAGAGCUGGAGACCAGUCUCGACUUUGGAGAGCUGACGCAGGCGCUCAAGGGCUACCUGUACUAUUUCGACAUUGCACCUGGCAAGGCAGUGCCCGAAAUUAAGCUCUUCGUGCCUACCCGGUACUAUGGACGCAACGACCUGGUGCUUGGGCGUGCACUCACCCGGUGGAUGGAGGCGAAUGGACGGGGGUCGCACUGCCAGAGGUACCUCGAGAUGCUGGAGAGGCUAGCUGGACAUCGGCGGCUGGACGAGGGUAAGGGUCUGCAGACAUAUGUGAGUUGCCUGUUCAAGAAGGGCGAACUGGACAUCACAACAUACCUUGGUGCGGAGGCCUUUCAUCCGGGGCGCCUUGGGUCCACAGGAGGGGGCCUGUUAACCAAGGCGUCCACGCUGCGCCGUGGUGACUCGUACUAG